Beta vulgaris subsp. vulgaris (sugar beet) is the source of this 2267-nucleotide messenger RNA. RefSeq names its product cysteine-rich receptor-like protein kinase 10. Bases 130 to 2088 code for a protein of 652 amino acids. Gene Ontology annotation, biological process: protein phosphorylation. The transcript has 7 exons. The record is from RefSeq and is a predicted model, not a curated record. Gene Ontology annotation, molecular function: protein kinase activity; ATP binding. NCBI's taxonomy places the organism in Eukaryota, Viridiplantae, Streptophyta, Magnoliopsida, Caryophyllales, Amaranthaceae.
UAAAAUUAUCAAUAAAUUCUUCGUACCACGUCUACAAUGUGCAUAUAGUUUUCUAUGUGGGUGAGUACAUAUAUCGCCACCUCUUUUACUACUUGUCAAUUUUAGUAACGUCAUUUUCCACCCGAAAACAUGGCACCACCAAAGAUCUCCUCACUAAUACUGUUCUCAAUCUUGCUUCUCCUCACUUUUCCAAAAUCAAGUUCCCUUCCAACUUACUUGUACAGUAUUUGCCCAAACACCACCUUCCCUUCUAAUAGCAAAUACAAAUCCAACCUCAACACCCUCCUCCACUCCCUCUCCUCCAACGUCACCACUAACCACUCCGGCUUCUACAUCACAUCCGUCGGCAACGGCACAAGCGAUGCCGCCUACGGCCUCUUCCUCUGCCGCGGUGAUCUAAACGCCACCUCGUGCACUGACUGCGUCAAAACUGCCACCACCACAGACUUGCCACGAACAUACUGUCCCACCUCGAACGUUGCUACCAUAUGGUACGACGAGUGUAUGGUACGAUACUCUAACGUAUCUCUUUUAGGGAAAAUGGAUGAUUCUCCUAAAGUGAUGUUAACGAACACACAAAGAAUAAAUGGUAAUCAAACUGCGUUUGGUGAAAUUAUGCGGAAAACAGUGAAUGAUAUGGCGGUCCAAACAGCUAAUAAUCGGUCCGGGAUGAAAUUUACCGCAAAAACGGUGAAUUUUACUAGUUUGGUGACGUUGUAUGCGUUAGAACAGUGUACACCGGACUUGAAUGCUAAUGACUGUGGUCGAUGCUUGAGGGCUGCAAUUGAAAAGCUUUCAGUCAUGCAGGGUGCAAGGAUUUUGCAGCCUAGUUGUAAUAUUCGGUACGAGAUCUACCCGUUUUACAAUGGUGCUGUUAAUUUCUCAUUGUCUCCGACCAUUAAGACUGCUGAGCAUGGCCGAAAGAAGGUAUCAGCCAAGGUGAUCAUUGCCAUUGUUGCUCCUAUAGUUGUGAUCGUAUUGGCAAUACUUGCUAUAUACGUAUGUUUCAUUAAGAAGAGAGCAAAGCAUUGUGAUUCUGUACCCACAGGAUAUGGUGAAGAUUUCACAAAAGUUGAGUCCUUGCAAUAUGAUCUGCUUACCCUUCAAACUGCGACAAACAAUUUUUCAGAUGAGAAUAAGUUGGGCGAAGGUGGUUUUGGGGGAGUCUUUAAGGGUACAUUGUCAAACGGCCAAGAAAUAGCAGUUAAGAGGUUGUCCAAGAACUCUGGUCAAGGUGUACAAGAAUUCAAAAAUGAGGUUUUGUUAGUGGCCAAACUUCAGCACAGAAAUCUGGUGAGGCUAUUGGGAUUUUGCAUAGCAGGAGAAGAAAAGUUGCUCGUAUAUGAAUACGUGCCCAACAAAAGCCUUGAUCAAUUUCUUUUUGAUCCUGUAAAACAAGGACAACUGGAUUGGGGAAGACGAUACAAAAUAAUAGGAGGGGUUGCUCGAGGAAUGCUCUAUCUCCACCAGGAUUCACGGCUUAGAAUCAUACAUCGCGACCUUAAAGUAAGUAAUGUGUUGUUAGAUUCGGAAAUGAACGCUAAAGUUUCCGACUUUGGCAUGGCAAGGAUUUUUGGGGUAGAUCAAACUCAAGGAAAUACAAGUAAAGUUGUGGGGACCUAUGGUUACAUGUCUCCUGAAUACGCAAUGCACGGGCAAUUUUCUAUUAAGUCUGAUGUCUAUAGCUUUGGAGUGCUCGUGUUGGAGACUAUUAGUGGCAAGAAGAACAGUAGCUUUUACCAAUCAGGCUAUGCUGAGGACCUCCUAAGCUUCGCAUGGAAAAGGUGGAGGGAUGGGAUGCCUUUGGAGUUUGUGGAUGAAUCAAUAAAAGAUUCAUGCCCAAUUAAUGAAGUUAUGAGAUGUAUGCACCUUGGCCUAUUAUGUGUUCAAGAGUCAAUAGAUGACAGACCUACAAUGGCGACAGCAGUGCUUAUGUUGGACAGUCACUCAAUCACCCUCCCAAUGCCACAACAACCAGGUUUCUUUAUCAAAAGCUAUGUGAAAGGCAUUGGCUCUGAUCAAUCGACGAGUAAGUCGAUGCCCUUGUCAAUAAAUGAUAUAUCUGUGACUGAAGUUGAAGCAAGAUAGACAAUGGAUGUUGAAGAUAUACAAUUUACUACUCUUUUAGGUUUUUAUCUAGGCUAUGCUAGUUGAAAAUACAAGAAUUUUUCAUAUGUUAUUGUUUCUUAUACCUUAAUUAUAUAACAUAUACGAAAGUAGCCUGAUUAUGCCUUUUUAAAUUGGCAAUAAGAUUUUUUUUUUACUCA